Scomber japonicus (chub mackerel) is the source of this 4848-nucleotide messenger RNA. RefSeq lists its product as uncharacterized. The coding region runs from base 1 to 4848 and encodes 1615 amino acids. Lineage: Eukaryota; Metazoa; Chordata; Actinopteri; Scombriformes; Scombridae. Gene Ontology annotation, cellular component: plasma membrane. Gene Ontology annotation, molecular function: calcium ion binding. Gene Ontology annotation, biological process: homophilic cell-cell adhesion. The record is from RefSeq and is a predicted model, not a curated record. The transcript has 2 exons.
AUGGAACAAAGACAAUGCAAAGCAUGGAGGGAGCGACAACGUUGGUUUGCCUUUAUGCUUGUUUUGGAUGUGCUAUGGAGCGGAGCUUCUGCACAAAUUAGAUAUUCAAUUUCGGAGGAGGUUCAGGAUGGGACCGUUGUUGGGAAUAUAGCUAAGGAUCUGGGACUAGAUAAGAGUGCACUCAAAGAUAGAGGAUAUCGCAUUGUAUCAGGUUCAACUGAACCCCUGUUUCAGGUUAAUCAAAAUGACGGUGUCUUGUAUGUGAAAAGAAAAAUAGACAGGGAAGAUGUGUGCGAACGGACCAGCCCAUGUUUGAUCAAUUUGAAAACCGUGCUAGAAAACCCGCUGGAGAUUCACUACGUCGCAGUGGAAAUACUUGAUAUCAACGAUCACUCGCCUGUUUUUCCAGAAAAAGAAAAACGUCUUGAGAUUUCUGAAUCAGCCUUACCAGGAGCGAGAUUUCAACUGCAGGCGGCGCGAGACCCUGAUGUUGGCCAGUUCUCAGUUCAGCAAUAUACACUCAGCCAUACCGAAUAUUUUAGAGUAGAAGUCAAGGACAGAGGCGAGGACCGUAAAGUCCCAUUUUUAGUUCUGCAGAAGCAGCUCGAUAGAGAAACAGGCGGGAGACAUAAACUUCGCCUCACAGCCAAUGAUGGAGGAAAACCGGUCAAGUCUGGCGCUAUAGAAAUAAUUGUGGAUGUACUUGAUGUUAAUGACAACUCUCCGGUGUUUACCAAAGAUAUUUAUUCUGCUACACUUAAAGAAAACGUUGCUGUCGGCACUGUAGUGAUCCAGGUCAAUGCAACAGACUCGGAUCAGGGUGCAAAUGGGGAAAUAAUAUAUUCAUUUGGUAACGAAGUUGAUUUAAAAUUAAUGGAUCUCUUCAGUAUCGACCCACACACUGGUGAGAUUCAAGUAACAGGUCAGAUUGAUUUCGAAGAAAGUAGGAGUUUUGAAAUUGACAUACAGGCGUCUGAUAAGGGGCCAGUUCCUCUCACAACUGAUAGAAGUGUUAUGAUAAAUGUUAUUGAUGUUAAUGAUAAUGCUCCUGAGAUAGAAGUGACAUCAUUUUCGAGGUCUAUUCAGGAAGAUUCAAAGAUAGGGACUACAGUGGCCCUAAUUAGUGUCAGUGAUUUAGAUUCUGGGCUCAAUAGUAAGGUCAUUUGCACAAUCAGCCCAGAUGUUCCUUUUACAUUAUCUCCAUCAUUACAAGAAAACAUGUACGCUGUGGUUACAAAGUCGAAGUUGGACAGGGAAAGUAUUUCACAAUAUGAUGUCACAAUAAUUGCACAGGACACGGGUAGCCCAUCUUUUUCAACCGAAAAGACAAUAAGCGUCAUCUUAUCAGAUGUUAACGACAACAGUCCGGAGUUUUCGUCAAGCCCCUAUACAUUUUAUAUCACGGAGAAUAACACCCCUGGCGCCUCAGUAUUUUCAGUGAAAGCGCGUGAUCGUGAUGAAAGUGAUAAUGCUCUAAUUUCCUAUCACAUUUUGAGAAAUGCGAGUGGAGAUAAUAAAUUGAGUUCAUUUCUAAACAUAAAUACAGAGAAUGGAGAUAUUUUGGCGCUAAAAAGUUUUGACUUCGAGACCAUGAAAACGUUCCACUUCCAAGUUGUUGCUACAGAUUCUGGAACUCCGUCACUAAGCAGCAACGUCACAGUGAACGUGUUCAUUCUGGAUCAGAACGACAACGCUCCAGUCAUCCUGUAUCCAGUCAGCUCCAACGGUUCUGCUGAAGGUGUGGAGGAGAUUCCCCGCAAUGUCAACGCAGGACACUUGGUGACUAAAGUCAGAGCCUAUGACGCUGAUAUAGGAUAUAACGGCUGGUUACUGUUUUCACUGCAGGAAGUUACUGACCACACUCUCUUUGGUUUGGACCGCUAUACAGGACAGAUCAGAACACUUCGCUCAUUCACAGAGACAGACGAGGCUGAGCAUAAACUGGUCAUACUGGUGAAAGACAAUGGCAACGUUUCACUCUCAGCAACAGCUACUGUGAUUGUCAAAGUUGUGGAGCCCAAAGAAGCUUUUGCAGCUUCUGAUGUUAAAAGUGCAGCAAAGGAUGAGGAGGGGAAUGAUGUGACUUUUUACUUGAUGAUAACUUUGGGCUCAGUGUCUGUUCUUUUCAUCAUUAGUAUCAUCGUGCUGAUUGCCAUGCAGUGCUCCAAAACUACAGACUAUACUUCAAAAUAUCUACAAGAGACCAAUUAUGAUGGGACACUGUGUCACAGCAUCCAGUACAGAUCAGGAGACAAACGCUACAUGUUAGUUGGACCCAGAAUGAGUAUAGGAUCUACUAUAGUCCCAGGCAGCCAUGCCAAUACUCUGGUGCUUCCUGACAGGAGGAGAGCAUCUGUGGAGGUAUUUCUACGUAAUAGGAAGUAUAUGAACAUUUAUAUAUGGGGAAGUGGCCUAUCCCUAAAACGCUGUUAUUGUUCUUGUGAUGGAUUAUUGAUGAUAUCGGGUUUAAUCAUGGAACAAAGAAGACGCGAUCCACGAAGGGUGCAAGGAUGUUUGAUGGGCUGCGUGGUUGCUGUGCUUUUGUGGAAUGUAGCAGCGGCGCAAUUAAGAUAUUCCAUCUCCGAGGAGGUAAACGAAGGGACUGUGGUUGGAAAUGUAGCGAAAGACCUGGGCUUAGAUAAAAAUACGUUGAGAGACAGGAAGUACCGGAUUGUUACUAGUAAUACAGAUCCACUUUUUCACGUAAACCCGAACGAUGGCAUCCUGUAUGUGAGCCGAAAGAUUGACAGGGAAGAGGUGUGCGCGCAGAGCAGUGCAUGUUUAAUAAAUCUAAAAUCUGUGCUGGAAAAUCCGCUGGAAGUUCACUACGUUGGCGUGGAGGUGCUGGACAUAAAUGAUCAUUCACCCAGUUUCUCGGAGAAAGAGACAACGCUGGAGAUUUCAGAGUCCGUGUUGCCCGGUGCACGAUUUCAGCUGAAAGCAUCUCGGGAUCGAGACAUUGGUCAUUUUUCUGUUCAGCAAUAUAAACUUAGCCAUAACGACCACUUUCGAUUGGAAGUUAAAGAUAAAGGAGAAGAUGGUAAAAUACCUAUUUUAGUGGUGCAAAAGUCUUUGGAUAGGGAAGCUGCAGGAAGCCAUUCAUUAGUGCUGACGGCGAUGGAUGGGGGGAAACCUCCGAAAUCUGGUGACAUGAAUAUUAUAGUAAAUGUUUUAGAUAUUAACGACAAUGCGCCCGUAUUCACUAAAGAUAUUUAUUCUGUGAUGCUCGAUGAAAAUGCUCCAGUAGGCACAACAGUCAUACAAGUGAAUGCAACUGAUUUAGAUGAUGGUCCCAACGGAGAGGUAGUUUAUUCGUUCAGCAAGAGUUUGAAUCAAAAUAUAUUAAACCUAUUUGAUAUAAAUCAAUUAACAGGUGAGAUAACUGUGAAAAGUUUAAUAGACUAUGAGAAGAAGGACAAAUAUGAGAUAGAAAUUCAAGCAUCAGAUAAAGCUCUUGCUCCUCUGACUACAGAGAAAAGCGUCAUUAUAAAGAUAGUUGACGUGAAUGAUAAUGCACCUGAGAUUGAGGUUACCUCAUUUUCCAGCUCCAUCCCUGAAGAUUCCAGACCUGGAACUACAGUUGCACUUAUCAGUGUAAAUGAUUUGGACUCUGGCCUUAAUGGAAAAGUUAUUUGCUCCAUAGGUGAGGAUGUUCCUUUUACUUUAUCGCCAUCAUUACAAGACAAAAUGUAUUCUUUAAUAACUAAAUCGCCUUUAGACAGAGAAAAACUGCAUUUAUUUGACCUAACAAUAAUGGCAAAAGAUGCUGGUGAACCGCCAUUAUCAUCUGAAAAGAUGAUAAGUGUUGUAGUGUCAGAUGUGAAUGACAAUAGUCCAGAGUUUUCACAGAGCCCCUAUACUUUCUAUGUUACUGAAACUAAUAAGGCAGGUACCUCUUUAUUUUCGGUUAAAGCUUUUGAUUGCGAUGAGAACGACAAUGCAGUAAUUUCAUAUCAUAUUUUCAGAGAUGGAAGCGAGGAAAAUAAAUUAACUUCAUUUCUUAACAUAAAUAGUGAAAAUGGAGAUAUUCUGGCACUAAAGAGUUUUGACUUUGAAACUCUGAAAACGUUCCACUUCCAAGUUGUUGCUACAGAUUCUGGAACUCCGUCACUAAGCAGCAACGUCACAGUGAACGUGUUCAUUCUGGAUCAGAACGACAACGCUCCAGUCAUCCUGUAUCCAGUCAGCUCCAACGGUUCUGCUGAAGGUGUGGAGGAGAUUCCCCGCAAUGUCAACGCAGGACACUUGGUGACUAAAGUCAGAGCCUAUGACGCUGAUAUAGGAUAUAACGGCUGGUUACUGUUUUCACUGCAGGAAGUUACUGACCACACUCUCUUUGGUUUGGACCGCUAUACAGGACAGAUCAGAACACUUCGCUCAUUCACAGAGACAGACGAGGCUGAGCAUAAACUGGUCAUACUGGUGAAAGACAAUGGCAACGUUUCACUCUCAGCAACAGCUACUGUGAUUGUCAAAGUUGUGGAGGCCAAAGAAGCUUUUGCAGCUUCUGAUGUUAAAAGUGCAGCAAAGGAUGAGGAGGGGAAUGAUGUGACUUUUUAUUUGAUGAUAACUUUGGGCUCAGUAUCUGUACUUUUUAUCAUUAGUAUCAUCGUGCUGAUUGCCAUGCAGUGCUCCAAAACCACAGACUAUACUUCAAAAUAUCUACAAGAGACAAAUUAUGAUGGGACACUAUGUCACAGCAUCCAGUACAGAUCUGGAGACAAACGCUACAUGUUAGUUGGACCUAGAAUGAGUAUAGGAUCUACUAUAGUCCCAGGCAGCCAUGCAAAUACUCUAGUACUUCCUGACAGGAGAAGAACAUCUGAAGAGGUAAGACAUAUUUAUUAA